Messenger RNA from Lactuca virosa, 537 nucleotides. The record is from the annotation of a GenBank genome assembly. Lineage: Eukaryota; Viridiplantae; Streptophyta; Magnoliopsida; Asterales; Asteraceae.
AUGCAAAACCGAGCUUCUCUUUCUAAGAUGAAGUUUUCUAUCACGGUUCCGGCGACGGCGAACGGCGGAGGAAAGGAGGGUUUGGCGGUCGUUUUCUUUGGAGUGGACGCGUUUUAUAGCCGCGGAGAGAUUUUGAGCAUUUUAAGCAUUAUUGGGGAUAUUUAUUUGAUUGAGUAUUUUCAUUUUAGUACCCUCAACUUUAUAGGUAACAAGGGAUGGAGCAUGUUCCACUUUUUUUAUGUUUAUGUUGAUGACUUUACAUUUCUAGUAGAGUGGUCUGUUGAUAAUGCUAAAAACAUUAUAGAAAAUUUUCAGAUACCGAUAUGGUAUGAUGUGAAAUUGAUAGCGGUGGCGUGGCUGGUGUUGCCACAGUUCAGAGGAGUUGCUUUCAUCUACAAUAAAUUUGUGAAGGAGAAGGUGAUUAAGAGAUACUACCCUAGGAUUGGAGGAGGAGAGCACAAAUCAUCGUCGUCGUCCCCAAACGGAAAGAUGAAGAACAAGCAUGCUAAUCUUAUGACCACUAAGAAAUCCAGUUGA